Molecule: messenger RNA, 2232 nt
Organism: Harmonia axyridis
Lineage: Eukaryota; Metazoa; Arthropoda; Insecta; Coleoptera; Coccinellidae
Product: general transcription factor II-I repeat domain-containing protein 2A-like
Exons: 2
Coding region: 332-2173 (613 amino acids)
Molecular function (GO): protein dimerization activity
Source: RefSeq, a predicted model, not a curated record
CUAAACAAAAUGUUAUGAAUAAACUACUAAAAUUUAUUCGAUCCACAUAAUUAUGUCAGAAUGACCCCCUCAUCACUUUGUUUUAUCGUGUGUAAAAGUCCGCUGCUAGCGGCAAAAGGACGCUUUAUCAAAGGAACGCGGUAUUUGUCAAAGAAAAGUUGCGUCUUUGAUUCCCGCCGCAUUUUCUAGGAACUUCGGGCGGCGAGUUUGACGGGAACAUUCAAGACAUCGUUCGCGGCGAUAUUAAUGUUGCGAUUGCAGGGAUUUGAAUUUUGAGUCAGUCUGAGUAGCAACUUGAAAGCAACACGUCGAUAUUGUUGAACAGCGCAAAAUGAGUGCGGUGAAAAAAAGUAAAACGUAUCAUUUUAAUAACGAUUGGGAGGAAGAAUUUUUUUUUUGUAUGGUGAAGGAUAAGUGCAUCUGUCUCAUUUGCCGUGCGUCAGUAGCAAUGCCUAAGCGUGGGAACUUAGAGAGGCAUCAUAAAACAGUUCAUAAAAACUAUGAAAAGGAUUUUCCGUCGCAGAGCGAAUUAAGAAAACGAAAAGUACGUGAUUUGUUAGCUUGUUUGAAAAAAGAACAAGCCAUGUUCACAAGACCAGUGAAACAAUCAAAAGCUGCAACGAUCGCGUCAUUUAAAAUAUCUCAUAUAUUGGCGAAACACAAGAAACCAUUUGAAGAUGGAUCGGUUGUGAAGGAAGCAUUUAUUGAAGCGGGAGAAACUUUAUUUGCAGAAUUUAAAAAUAAAACUGAAAUUAUAUCUGCUAUUAAAGAACUUCAGUUAUCUCGUGCAACUGUCACGAGGCGUGUUGAAGUCAUGAGUCAGGACAUGGCAGAUCAACUAAAACAUGAUAUCAUGAAAUCUACAUACUUUUCUUUACAGUUCGAUGAAUCCACCGAUAUUACAGACACUGCCCAGCUAUGUAUUUUUAUUCGAAUGGUUUUCAGUGACAUGUCAGCCAAGGAAGAGUUUUUGACAAUGAUUCCUCUGAAAGGAAAGACCCGUGGCGAGGAUAUAUAUGACGUUUUUUUCAAUUUUGUAAAAUAUUAUAAGCUACCAAUAUAUAAAUUAGUAUGCAUUACAACUGAUGGAGCACCAGCAAUGAUUGGAAACAAAAACGGUUUUGUGGCAUUGUGUCGAGCUAAUGACGAUUUCCCUUCAUUUUUCUCCUUCCAUUGCAUUAUACAUCAACAAGUUUUGUGUUCAAAAGUUCUAAAUAUGGAGGAGAUUAUGGGCAUUGCAAUAAAAAUUGUGAAUUCCAUCCGUGCACGUAGUUUGCAGCGGCGGCUUUUUACAUUGCAGUUAGAAAAUAGUGAGUUGGCUGAACACACUGAUUUAGUUCUUCACACAGACGUCAGGUGGUUGAGUCGCGGAAAAUUUCUAGAAAGGUUUCAAGAAUUAUUGCCCGAAAUAACCGCUUUUAUGGAAGAAAGAGGUGACGAUACUAAGAUGCUGAAAAACGAAAAAUGGUUGACUGAUUUGGCAUUUUUGACAGACAUCACAAUGCAUUUAAACACCAUCAAUUUUCAGCUUCAAGGUAAAGGAAAAACUAUUAUUGAUAUGAUUAGCGCAAUAAACGCAUUCAAAAUUAAAUUGCAACUUAUGAUAGAUCAACUGAAAAGAAAGGAUCUGAAACAUUUUCCAUCUUUGAAAGCAAGGAUUCCUCUGUUAAAUUAUGAUAUUUAUGAGGCAGAAUUAUCAAAUAUUUUGGGACAAUUCGAAAUACGUUUUUAUGAUUUCAACAAAUUGGCAAAUAUCGCAUCAUUUAUGAGUUAUCCUUUUUCGUGUUCAAACAUUGAGGAAUUAGCAACUGAAAUAGCAAGUCAGUUUAACAUGGACUCAUGUUCUGUUGAAAAUGAGUUAGUGCAGAUUAUAUCAGAUAUACAUCUCAAAGCCACAGCAUCUGACACAAAAUUCUGGUGUUUUAUAGCAGAAGAUAAAUAUCCGAAUCUGAGGCAAAUUGCCCUUCAACUGACGACAAUGUUCGGAUCAACUUACUUGUGCGAGUCUGCAUUUUCUGAAAUGAAGAUAAUUAAGUCAAAGUAUCGCAAUCGACUAACUGACGAACAUAUGUCAUCAUGCUUGAGAUUAGCACUCGGUAAUUAUGUACCAUCUUAUGAAAAGUAUGCUGAGGACAUGCAGUGCCACGCUUCAACAUCCAAAGUUACUCUUUAGUUAAGUUUAACACUCUUUUGUUUUGUAAUAACCAAUAAACUCAUAAUUUUAAAUAACAA